Komagataella phaffii GS115 is the source of this 984-nucleotide messenger RNA. Its product is annotated as Putative kinase. Bases 1 to 984 code for a protein of 327 amino acids. The transcript has a single exon. Gene Ontology annotation, molecular function: ATP binding. The record is from RefSeq and is a predicted model, not a curated record. Gene Ontology annotation, cellular component: cytoplasm. NCBI's taxonomy places the organism in Eukaryota, Fungi, Ascomycota, Pichiomycetes, Pichiales, Pichiaceae.
AUGAUUCGGGUAGAUUACCGUCUACUGAGAGAUAAAAUUCUGCAAACACUGAAGGCCAGUGGGAAACAUAGGAUACUGGUUAUACUAGUAGGACCCCCUGGCUCAGGUAAGUCUACAAUUGCUGAACGAUUACGGGAUGAUUUAAACAGCAAGCACCAAGUACUUCCAGAGCGGCCAACGAAUGCUGGCGAGCCAGAGUCGAAAAUUUCAACAUUGCCGAGUAGGAAUUGUCACUAUGUUACUGAUGAAAUAGUGGAUAAUCUUCCCACUAGUUCCUCCGUUCGAGAAUGCUCUGGUCAGAACUACCGGAAUUCAGCAGGCAUGAAUGGUUGUUACAAAGAUGUUGACGCCGAUAACAACGUUGUUAUUUCAAAUAAGAGUAGAAAUCUGUCUACUAUCAAAAUAUUAGCCUCGCCUGUUUCAGGUGGAAAGUUUUCGCAAGUUGUUCCUAUGGAUGGAUUCCAUCUUCCUCUAGAUGUUCUGCCCUCGGAAUUGUUGCCAACCCGAGGUUCCCCAGAAACAUUUGAUGUUCGACUGCUGGUGAAACUGAUAGAACUGCUGAUAGAAACCUGCAAAACGACCACAGCAGACUUUGUUCCCAAUAUAUCAGUUCCUAGUUUUGACCAUGCAGUAAAAGAUCCAGUUCCUGACAGUAUUCUACUUUCUCAACAAACUAGAGUGAUUAUUAUUGAAGGGCUUUAUCUUCAAUGCAAAUUUGGAGAAUGGUCUAAGAUUAAUCAGUUGAUAGAAAAGAACAAGUUAAAGAAUGGACUGAGAAUUUUGUCGUGGCAGGUAGGGAUUGAUCCAAUUGAGGCUCGCCAGCGUGUAGCACGAAGGCAUUUGAAGAAUGGUUUAGUAUCCACUAUACAAGAAGGGCUAGACAAGUACGAUUUUAAUGACAGGAUUAAUAGGGAUUUUAUUACACUACAUCAGGUUCCCACAGAUUUGAUUAUAGAUAAUUCUGAUAGGGAAAUAGGAAAAUGA